Messenger RNA from Paralichthys olivaceus (Japanese flounder), 3411 nucleotides. RefSeq names its product ORAI calcium release-activated calcium modulator 2 (gene orai2). Gene Ontology annotation, cellular component: membrane. Gene Ontology annotation, molecular function: store-operated calcium channel activity. Gene Ontology annotation, biological process: store-operated calcium entry. The record is from RefSeq and is a predicted model, not a curated record. Lineage: Eukaryota; Metazoa; Chordata; Actinopteri; Pleuronectiformes; Paralichthyidae.
UGUGUUUCAGGUAUGGCAGCAAUUUGCUUCCAUACAGGAAAGGUACACUCGUGCUUUUACUUUGAAGCCGUACACACCCAACCGGAAGUUGUCCUGUUACGGCUCCAGGUUGUCUCCCGUCUCCCGCGGCUCUCACGUCCCGAGGAGCCGAACCGAGAGGAGCCGCUGUCCGGUGGAGUGAAGCCGGGCGAAGCGGAGGACACGUCGCCCAGGUGAGACCGACAUGCCGGCGGGCCGUUGUCCCGGAGCGGCGCUGUUACACCGGAGCUAACGCUAAUGCUAACGUCUGCGAGCGGAAGUGCGGAAGUGGUUGACGGCGAACGGCGUCACGUCUCCGGGUACCUUCAGUCCUGUGGUCGAGAGGAGAGAAGCUCCGCGGAGUCAGCGCCAGUUUAAAGCUCCUCUGCGAACAGGUGCCAUGAGCAGCGAGCUGAACGUGCCCAUGGGCUCCCCGGCCCCAGGGGUCUCAGAGCAUGCUCCGGACGACGGGGGGAUGGACUACAGGGACUGGGUGCGGCGCAGUUACCUGGAGCUGGUCAGCUCCAACCACCACUCGGUGCAGGCCCUGUCCUGGAGGAAGCUCUACCUGAGCCGGGCCAAGCUGAAGGCCUCCAGCAGAACGUCUGCGCUGCUCGCUGGCUUCGCCAUGGUGGCCAUGGUGGAGGUGCAGCUGGAGGUGAAGUACAGUUACCCUCGCGUGCUCCUCAUCGCCUUCAGCGUGUGCACCACCGUGCUGGUGGCGGUGCACCUCUUCGCUCUGCUGAUCAGCACCUGCAUCCUGCCCAACGUGGAGGCCGUCAGCAACAUCCACAACCUCAACUCCGUCAGCGAGUCGCCCCACGAGCGCAUGCACUACUACAUCGAGCUGGCCUGGGGCUUCUCCACGGCCCUGGGCAUCUUGCUGUUCUUAACGGAGGUGGUGCUCCUCUGCUGGAUCAAGUUCCUGCCCAUAGGUUCUAACGAGGUCAAAAAGGCCAGCAGCAGCAGCGCCGCGGAGGUCACGACGCACGCCACGAUGGAGGCGACGACGAAGUCCCCGGGGCUGGAGAGCGGCUGGCAGGCGGCGCUGGCUUCCACCAUCAUCAUGGUCCCGGUGGGGGUGAUUUUUGUGGUGUUUACCAUCCACUUCUAUCGCUCUCUGGUGCGUCACAAGACAGAACGGCACCACCAGGAGAUAGAGGAACUGCACAAGAUUAAGAUACAGCUGGACGGCCAUGAGCGAGGCCUCCUGACUGUGUGAUGAUCUCACGGCAGCUUUAAGAACUGCCACUCCCACAUUUAUUUAAACCCUCUCACUGCUCUGACUUCUGUGGUGGCGGUUGAURUUGCCUUGCUCAGACUCCGAGGCUUUAACGCUCCUCUCUUUGCGAUUCAAAUGGCUGUCACAUGUCAGACUGCUAACUUAUUCUUAAGGUCAAUUUCUGUCGUAGGUYUUGUGCCGUCAGCUCGUCUGUUGAUGUGUAAUCUGUGUCGGUCACAUAAUAAUGUUUAAAAAGGUUUACAGCAAAAGGGCUAAACGGUUCCGUGUGCCAUGUUGUUUUUGUCAUGUUCGUGUUUGCGUGGAAGCGUCGCGUGACGAUCGGCUCCAUUCAGGAUCUGGUUCAACGUCGGCAAAAUACCCGGAUUCACUCUGGAAUUCUUUAUUCGAUUUAUUUUCUCCUCACUUCUUAUCAGAGAACAUUUAAGCUGCAGCUAUUAAACUAAUUCACAUUCAUUUAAGUUGCCACAACUCCGGAUCAUAACUUAGUUAUUUUUGGAUUAUUUUGCUGGGCCAAAGAUUAUAUGAAGACAGAGAUGAACCACUCUCCUCGAUAAGUGUAGUUGCAAUUUUACUCGAACCAGCAGUGUGACAUCAAUAAUUUACGCUGAUCAUGUGAAUAAUUAUGAUCCAGGACCUCCAGCACUUGGAGCCAGAUUAAUAAUGAGUGCCAAAGUUUUUCACACGUGGUGAAAAGUUGAAAGGAUUCGACAAGGGAUUCAAAAAGAUUCAGAUUUCUUAGGAUUUAUAUUCAACGAGCAAAAACCUCAGGCGAGUCCCCAACGUUUCCCUUAAACAAAAUAAUGCAGAUCAUGAAAUCAGAAUUUUGGAAGAACGCAAUUACAUUUAAAUCUGCUAGAUCCAAAAAUUGUGUUUGGAUCCAGAUCAAAUCAGUCCUUUUAAAUUUGCCUGAUUUUCCUCCAUCAGGAGUUUUUCCCGGGGAAAUUGGUGAAAAAGUGAAACUUUCACACACUCGUAGAUAUCAGAUCCUAAAUAUGGCAGAUUGUUUUUCAAAAUCCAUCUUUUAUUUUCAGGAAAAAACUAUGAAAAUGUUGUACAAUGCCAGAUUUCUUAAUGUUAAAGAAAAGGAUCUGCACCAAAAUCAAAUGUGUUCUUUUCUGACACAUCAUGUCACCAAGUUCCGUGAAAAUCCGUGUUUUAGUUUUUGAGCAAUCUUGCCCACAGGCAAAACGGACAACACUCACUUACGUCUCUCGCUGCACUGAGCUCGUUUUUGUAAAAAGUCGAGUCGUGCGUCACGCUGCAACCUGCUUGUCUGCUUUGCGCUGAUGGAGUGUGUGUGUGUGUGUGCGUGCGCGUGCAUGGUGCAGCAUGGUUCAGAAACAACAAACUGUUAAGUCUUAAAAUGUCACGUUAAUGGAAAAUAGCAAAGACGUUGUUGUCACUGUGGUUUUUUUUUACGUCCAAAAAAAAAAAAACCUCAUGCAAGCCUCGGACCUUUUUAGCGUUUUUCUUCCUUCUAAGAGUUUUUUAUACGGAUCCUGUGUCAAACCCGUCGAUUCAACCAACUGAUGCUGCUCAAACUGCUUCAAUAUGAAUGUGCUACUGUCCAAAUACAGCUCUGCCUUACAGACCGAUGCCUUUUUAAUGAACUUUGAAGGUUUUAACACAAGCAGAUCUUUUGUUGUUGUUGUUGUCUGGAAAUGUAUUAAAUGCACCGAGUCUCUUGAGGCUCGCAGGGCGGGAGAACACGCCACAAUGGAAAUGAGCGAAGGAAAUGAAAGCUCAUGUUGCGAUCAGCUCGACCUCGUGACCCGUCUCCAAAUAUUGUCGAUCCUACCGUACGUUUGCCUUCACUGAGAGAAGCAGGAGAUGGUUUGUUGGACGAGGCCGGACUUUGUUACUGUGGUUUUUUUUGGGGGGGGGGGUUUAUUAUUUAAAAGGAAAACGUUAUCACAACCUGUUUAUCACAUUCCAAAUACGAUGACUGACCAAAGUGACGCUCAGUUGUUUGUUUCUCGCUUCUCGGAAGAGAAGGAAAAAAAAAAAAGUGCACUUGUAGUUUAGCUGCGCAGUGAAUGACUCUGUCUCGCGUUUGUGGAUUCGUGCUUCUGAAAUGAAAAGUGUGGACUUGUUGAGAUGAUGGAAAUCACAGCCUGCAAAACAGAACUUCAAAUAUUAAAAUAUGUAUA